This is a messenger RNA of Syngnathus acus (greater pipefish), 3538 nucleotides long. RefSeq names its product LON peptidase N-terminal domain and ring finger 1, like (gene lonrf1). Gene Ontology annotation, molecular function: protein binding. The transcript has 12 exons. Lineage: Eukaryota; Metazoa; Chordata; Actinopteri; Syngnathiformes; Syngnathidae. The record is from RefSeq and is a predicted model, not a curated record. The coding region runs from base 124 to 2352 and encodes 742 amino acids.
GACGUGAGUUUUUAUGUAACCAACGAGUGUCCACAGGGAAAGUCUGUAGAGUACCUACUCGAGGAGAUGAAUAGUCGCGUUAACCGAGGAGACGGCUAUUUCUCGUAACAUUGUUCUUUCAUCAUGUCGCUCCAGGAGCCAGAUGAGGAAGCGACGGGGGGGAGGAGCGCUUUUUUGAUAGGCACCGAAAAGGACGACGUCCCCGAGCAGGAGGACGUGGACCACCAUCAGCUCAUCCUGCUAAAAGCCAAUGCUUUAACCUCGGAGAACUCCCUUAAAGAGGCCAUUUACUGGUUCUCGAUGGCCUCGCGCUACGGGCCCGUGAAACCCGAACAGCUAAGCACGUUUGUGGACUGUAUAGUGCGAAAUCUAAAAGAAAAGACUGCCUACGGGUCGGUCUCGCCGCCCAAGGUGGACUCGAAAGAGCAGGAUAGCUGCUGGGAUCAAGUGUUUGACUGCCCCAGUUGCAACAGUUUUUUAGGGGAACCCGUGACAUUAGCGUGUGGACACUCAUUCUGCAAGAGAUGUUUGCAACGAGGGCUGCUCUCCAGUUGCAAGUUGUGCCACGAACCGGUCAGACGCGAAGGCAAGCCCAACGUGAUUUUGUGCGGACUCUUAGCCAAAUGGUUCCCCAGCGAGGUGAAACGGUUCAAAAGACUAAGCGAAGUGGAUGAACUGUGUCUGCGGAAUCGCUGCGUGGACGCCGUGAGGCAAGCGAGCGAUAUGAUCCAAGCAGAACCCAAAACAACAGCGGAUGUACGACUCUUAAGAGCAGAAGCAUAUACAUCUCUAAAACAAUUUGAUCUAGCUCUGGAGGACACUGAGUUUUGUCUUGCAUCUGGCUGUUCCGCUGAGGCUUUGUUUAGAAAAGCCAUGGUGCUUCACGAGAUGGGCGAAGUAGAUCAAUCCCUCCAAGUCUUCCUCAAUUGCCUUGCUGUGGACGAAGAUUUCCCCUGCGCAAAACGACAAGUAGAAAAGAUUUUGUGUGACCUGCUCUCUUCGGCUAACGACAACAUCAAGGUCGGCCUGAGGGAAACGGCGCAGAAUACGUCACCCCACUUACGCAGUAAAAGCCUUGUGGCCGGUGCCCAAGUUGGGUCACAAAUUCCAGUCCAAAGACAAAGCCAACACCAUGUCCGCGCUGUGUCGGCACACCAGCAAACAGACAAGCAGGAGAAACGCUGGGAGAGUCUUGAGCGUACCGGUCUGAGUCGAGCUCAUUCCCUGCGACGUAACGGCCCCAGUUCUGGCGAGCUGGGACUGAAGAGGGUGUGCUCCGCCCCUCAGCUUGGGGACCAGGAGAAGGCAAGUCUGCUGAAGAGGAAGUUGUCCAUUUCUGACAUUGAGCCUUACAUUGUGGACAGCGGAAGUAGCAAGUAUAAAAAGCAAGGUGUGAAAACUUCUCCCAAAACUAAAGCUUACAAAAGUGUUCUUGAGGAUCUCAUUGAUGCCAAUGACCUUGAGUGCUCUCUCUGCAUGAGGUUAUUUUACGAGCCUGUGACAACGCCGUGCGGCCACACCUUUUGUAAAAGCUGCUUGGAACGCUGUUUGGACCACACGCCACAUUGCCCCCUGUGCAAAGAGAGCCUAAAAGAGUAUCUAGCGUGUAGAAAGUACACUGUGACAAGCAUACUGGAUGUGCUGAUCAAACAGUAUUUUAGUCAGGAGCAUGAGGUGAGGUCCAAGAUUCACCUGGAGGAGACCAGAGAGCUUUCUGACUUGACAAAGAACGUGCCUAUCUUUGUUUGUACCAUGGCGUACCCUACGGUGCCUUGCCCGCUGCAUGUAUUCGAGCCACGUUAUCGCCUCAUGAUCCGCCGCUGCAUGGACACGGGCACGCGGCAGUUCGGGAUGUGUAUCAACGACCCCCAGAAAGGGUUUGUCGACUACGGCUGUAUGCUCAUCAUCCGGAGUGUUCACUUCCUGCCUGAUGGUAGAUCCGUGGUGGACACUAUCGGAGGGAAGCGCUUCAGAGUCCUGUCCCGAGGAAUGAAGGACGGUUAUAGUAUUGCUGACAUUGAGAAUUUGGAAGACACGAGGGUGGAAGCCAGAGAAGAGCUCGAGAGCCUACAAGAGCUCCACGAUGCUGUAUACAAUCAAGCCCGUGUCUGGUUCCAGAAUCUCAAGAUCCGCUUUCACAACCAGAUCCUUCAGCACUUUGGACCAAUGCCCGAGAGGGAAGCUGAUAUCCAGGCGACUCCUAACGGACCUGCGUGCUGCUGGUGGCUACUGGCUGUGCUGCCCAUCGACCCGCGCUACCAACUGUCUGUCCUCUCCAUGACCAGCCUCAAAGAGCGUCUGGUGAAGAUCCAACACAUUCUCACCUAUCUGCAGAGCAUCCCCAACAGUUAGGAGCUUCCUCGUCUCGCCUCCACCACACCGCCAAUUGGAAACUGUAAUGAACCCCUACAUCUGAUCCUUCCGCACACAGCUAUGCUGUGAAAACAUUCUUGAACUUGCGGAAAUGUGGCCAAACCGCCUCAGGGAUUCUUCCAGUGACGCACAAUAUUUUGUUUUCUCAAACAUGAAUCACGACAGAUCAAGUGUCUGUCACCUUUCUGGAAUAUGGUGAGGAACUUCCUGAUGCACGGUAGUGUUGUCAAGGCUUGUGUACACCAUUGAAGUGGACAUCAUUGAGAUGGACUGAGGAUGUUGGUUUGGGUCACGUCCCACCUGUUGAAAGUGGGGUGGAAGGGGAGCGGGCAAGAUUCUGUCGGGAAAAUCCAGAAUGCUGCACAAACAACUACAAGAGGAUAAAAGGUCUACAUUAUACCCAAGUGCAACCAAACUGACAUUGAUGGUUUACGCUGGCCCUGUUAUCGAACAAUAAUCAGAUUGCCCACAUGGUUGUCUUGUUUCCACUGUCUUGUUCACUCUACUUCCAUCAUGUCCCAAACUUCCUGUUGACAUCAGAUAUGUUGUUGCCAUGUGGCCAUGCUCAAAUACUCAUGACCACAAAUUGUCAUCCUGAAUGCACGCUUGUCAAAAUCUUCCUCCCUGGCCUAUUUACUGCAAAAAUCUUCCAAGGCUUGUCACUUAGAACGGGAGUUAUUUAUGAAUCCAACUACUUCUCAAUAUCACAAUAUUCAGUUACUCCUGCUGAAUUAAGUGGAAGGAUAACAAAUGUUUGUAUAUUGUGACCUUAUUUUUUGUGUCGACGUUUUGAAUAGGGGAUAUUGCAAUAUGAAGCCACCAAACCAGUGUAUAUGCAUCUAGAAGGCAAAACUUUAAUAUUAUUAAUAUUCCAUAGACGCCCCUCUCUCUCUGCUUCCAUGAGAGAACCUGUUGCCUUACACUCUAUGAAUUUGUGGUUUGAAGUUACACUAUACUUGGUUUAUCAUUCUUUUACAUCUUGAUGUAAAGUAUCAUCAAAUUGGGAUUUAUUUUUCCAGCAGUCCAAAGCACCAUUUCUUCACUAUGUUGGAAAGAUACAAGUUCAUGGCUGCUUUGCAUAAAUCAGUUGUAAAGACAUUUUUUUUAUCUUGCUAUUUGCUCCGUGUGUUAAGUUAAUAAAAAUACUUUUUUUUAGUAGGGUCUA